Molecule: messenger RNA, 1089 nt
Organism: Hydractinia symbiolongicarpus
Lineage: Eukaryota; Metazoa; Cnidaria; Hydrozoa; Anthoathecata; Hydractiniidae
Exons: 2
Coding region: 1-1089 (362 amino acids)
Molecular function (GO): DNA-binding transcription factor activity
Source: RefSeq, a predicted model, not a curated record
AUGUCGUCUCGCCGUGAAUAUCAGAUUCCGCGGGAAAAGUACUUCAUAAAAUUAUUAUAUAAUGAGAAGAAGGUGUGCGUUGCACGUGUUUUCAUAAACACGAAGAAAAUAUUAAAAUUGAAAGUUUUUUUUCACAACUGUAUUUUUUAUACGUAUUUUGGUGGUAAAAACGGAGUACUUUGUGGUGUUGUUGCUAAAUUAUGGGUGAGUUUUUCAUUUAUUUUGACUGAAUUUUUUUUUCAUGUAGAAAUAUUUAUCCACGAAAUGGAUUACUACAUUUUUGAUAUUUUUUCUCAAGGUGAAUCCGGUGAAUCUAGUAGUUCGUUACAUCGUUAUCCCUCGUAUAGUGAAUUUCACGAGGCUUUGGAUUCAUACGAAGUGAAGACGAAAACUCAUUACACAGUUUUGUCAGAAACCAAAGAUUUCAACAAAGAUCAAUGUUUACAAGAGGUUUUAGAAGCCUCUUCAUCACCUCAAAUUUGUUGGCAAUUAACACAUAAAGAAGACAGUCUUCCCAUUCAUUUUAAUGGCAUACCAUAUAUAUGGCUCGGUACAAAGAAAUACCAAUGCCACCAAGGGAAAGACAGAGGUAUCUCUAUAAAAAAGAAAUACAAACAAGAUCGAGAAGAAAAACUUCGUGGUGACCACCCCGAAUGUGUUAGAACGAGAAAACUGGCACAACACACCAAGAAGUUGGAUUGUCCUGUUGUAUUCAACGUGAAGAAACUCCUACUGUUUCCUGGGUAUAAAAUCGAAAAAGAUUCUAAAUGGAACAGAACUGUUGCUUCAAAAAAAUUGAAAGGCGCAUUGGUGAAGUAUCACAUGAAAGAUGAUCAAUUAACAAUAGAGAGUCGAUUGCAGUAUAUAACGACAUUUCCAUCUGGUACGAUUUUUAUAUUUCUUCAUAUACCAACCUAUAUGUUCUUCUUACUCGACUUUGUUCUAUCUGCAACAUGUACGACAGCAAAUUUUGGAACGAGCGCUAGCGCAUACUGGAUUUUUACGUUAUUUUUUAUUUGUUUGUUUUAUUAUUAUUUUUUAUUAUUAUUAUUUUAUUUUAUUUAUUUUUUUUUAUCUAGAGACGCAUAG